AUGGACCUCCAAUCCGUUCUCGUCGCAGGACGGGGUCCGACCGGGCGCACGCCCACCCCGCCCAGCAACGGCGACCGCAAGCGACGCAGGAGCCCCGAAGACACAUCAGAGGAGAACGACGACGACGACAAGGGGGCCCCCCAGCACGCCGCGAAGCGCCGCGCGGGCCCGUCCGGCGAGCCGCGGCCGUCGCAGCGCACUCGACAGGUCUACCUGCCGCUGGGCACGAGUGGCCGCGGGCCGCAGUCGCUCACGCCGUCGCGGCGGGCGAACCGGGGCGCGGGGCCGGCGCCGCGGCGCCGUGUGUUGGCGUCACGGAGCUGGUCGUUUGGCUCGUCGGGCGCGGGCGGCCGGGCGCGGGGCGGGGCGGUCGCGGUCGCGAGUGUGGAAGUGAGGGCUCGCGUGGCGGCGACCGAGGCCCCGGUGGCCGCGGCGGAGGGGGACGAGGCGGAGGGGGACGGGGCGAUCAAGCGGGAGCUCGGGUGCGCCGAGGAGAACGACGUUCGAGAGGAUGGUCAUAAUGGCGACAACAACGACAACGACAACGACAAGAACAGUGACCCGGAGCCACCGACCCACGACGCCCUCGACCGCACCGCACAGGGGGUGCUCACCGUCAAGGCCGAGGAGGUCGAGGAAACGCUCGCCGACGGCCCCACUGCGCUGCUCAGCCCCAUACCGCUCCCCGUGCCGGUCCCGUUCGAAUCCCCGAGCCCCCCUGCGCGCACUGUGGAAUUGAGCGCCUGGCCGACCUUCUUCCCAUCCGUCAGGGCGGCUCACCCGCCGCCAUGGAUCCUACGCCCCGGUGGGCCCGGACAUCUGGACCGUCACGUGCACGUGUAUGCCUACGAGCCCCGCGCCGACGACCUCGCCCGUGCUCAAGCUCAAGAGUGGUGGGCAAUCCGCGCGCCGACGCACCCUGCGCCGGCUCUCGUAGGCCCGCCCCGCGCCCACUGGGAUGCCCCAGCGCCCGUGCGCACGGCUCAGCUCUCGGCCUCGGGUCUCGCCGCCAUCCUCGCCUGGCGCACGCGCGUGCAGACCGCGACUGGCGCGCCUGCACCCGCGCCCGCACCUGCACCCACAGCGCCUCGCCGUCGUCGAGCACCGAGGGUCGUCGGGCGAUCGGUUUCGGCGGAGAUGUUCGAGUGGUACAGGCACGGGUCGUUCCACGUGCGGCCGGACGGGCGGCCGGGGCGGAUCACGGCGCGGGAGGUCGAGCGGCUCUUGCCGGGGAUGGGCGUGUUUAGUGCGAUUGGGGAUCUGAAGGAGGAGUUGACUGGUUCGGAGGAGGAGUUAGAGGAGGAGUUUACGGAGUCAGCAUCGCUAGCGCUCGAUGAUUCGGAAACGCCUCGAGGCGCCUUGUACAAGGUUCCCGGAAAUGGUAGCACACAAAGCGGAGUCAGUGCCAACACACUCGCACUCGCGGUGCAGGCGGAUCCCGCGCUGAUGGAGUGGACACACAAAUCCAAAUCCGUGUACUCCAGAACCGUUUCUCGCCCGAUUCGGCACAAGACCAGUGCACCUCCUCUACGACGCACCGUAUUAAUCCCCGCCUUCGAGCCCGCGUCCCGGUUCAAACCCACAUACACCUGCCGCGUCUCCCCUUCGCCCGCCUUUCAUCCCGUCAUGGUCGUCCACCGUCCAUACCACGCGACGCACGGCGAUCGCAAGCACAAGUCCACCCACGCCACUCGAGGCGCCCAGCUCUCCGUCCCCGACGCACUCCCGCCUGCUCCGGACAACGCAACAUCGCAGCUCGCGCACCGGGUGAAGCGCCUGCACAUUGGCCGCCGCCACCGCCACCCACCACACGACCACCCCCUCCCCACCCCCGGCCACGAUCGAACCGCGCCGCCUCCAAGAGCCGCGACCGCGCCCGCGACGACGACGCCCAGCGCGAGCACGUCCCUGUUCGCCGUCCUCACCGACGCCGGGGAGGACACGGGCAGGCUAUACCUCCCGCCGCCAACCGCGUCCGCGCGGAGGUCGUGCCCGCCGCCGCCGCCGCCACCGAUGUCGCACCUGUUCCCGCUGAGGAUCCGGGAGGGCCUGCGCAGUUACUACUACGCUGAGACGCAGCUGAGAGAGGACACGCCGCCGCGCGGCGAGAGGGCGUCGGCGCACGAGGGCGGGGCGGCUGCACCGGCGCACGCGACGCAUCUCCAGGCCGCCCCGCGUGGCCCCCGAGCCGCGCACGCGCAGGAGCAGGAGAGUGUGGCCAGGUCUACGUCACGCACGACGUGCGCGCCGCGCGCCGGAUGGCCGUCGUCAUCGCUGUCGGUCUUCACAUGCGUCGACCGGGCCGGGCCGCCGCCGCGGCGGGCUCGGUGGGCAAGUGUGCCUGCAGCGGCAGACGCAGCGCGUGCGGAGCCGUUCGACGCCCCCACCCGUGCCGAGAAAGACGCCGCGCGCUCGGGCUCGAAGCGGGGGUACUCCUCGCCAGUGGUCGUCAAGGUCGAGGACCCGGGUCCCGGGGGGAUGCAGGUGCUCGUCGGGGAGGUGCAGGCCUUCAAAGUCGAGGGAUACGAGGAGGCGUGGGCGCCCGGUCUGGAGGUCAUGAGCGCAGAGGAGGCGAUCCAGGAGGGCCCGGACGGGGGGAGGCUGGUGAAGAGGGAUGGGCAUGAGUUGGAGGUGGAGAAGCUCAUCCACAGCGUGAGGAGGCUGCACGAGAUCAAAACUCAAUUCCCGAAGGCGGGCGAGUGUGCGUGGCUGCCAGUGGAGACGCAGGAGGAGUGGAGGGCGAAGGACAAGCAGUGCGUGCAGAAGGAGGGGAGGGUCGGUGAAGGGAUCGAGGGUUGUGUGGACGCGUUAUGA
Molecule: messenger RNA, 2814 nt
Organism: Epithele typhae
Lineage: Eukaryota; Fungi; Basidiomycota; Agaricomycetes; Polyporales; Epitheliaceae
Exons: 5
Coding region: 1-2814 (937 amino acids)
Source: RefSeq, a predicted model, not a curated record